AAGAAGGCGUGGAGGUGACUCUCUGGCCCUCAAGGCCUCUCCUCAUCUGUCCCGACUGACGUUGGGCAACAAAGAUGGCGGCGGGAACCAGCAAUUACUGGGAAGAUCUCAGGAAACAAGCUCGACAGCUGGAAAAUGAACUUGACCUGAAACUAGUUUCCUUCAGUAAACUGUGUACGAGCUACAGUCACAGCAGCGCCCGGGAUGGAGGACGCGAUAGGUAUAGUUCUGACACAACACCCCUAUUAAAUGGAUCAAGCCAAGACAGAAUGUUUGAGACAAUGGCAAUUGAAAUUGAACAGCUUUUGGCAAGGCUUACAGGAGUAAACGACAAAAUGGCAGAGUACACCCAUAGUGCAGGGGUGCCGUCACUGAAUGCAGCCCUGAUGCACACGCUGCAGCGACACAGAGACAUUCUGCAGGACUAUACACAUGAAUUCCAUAAAACCAAAGCAAACUUUAUGGCAGUACGGGAAAGGGAGAAUCUCAUGGGAUCAGUACGAAAAGAUAUUGAAUCAUAUAAAAGUGGGUCUGGAGUAAACAACAGGAGAACUGAACUGUUUCUGAAAGAACAUGACCACCUUCGGAACUCUGAUCGUCUGAUAGAAGAAACAAUAAGCAUUGCUAUGGCAACAAAAGAGAAUAUGACUUCCCAGAGAGGGAUGCUCAAGUCAAUUCACAGCAAGAUGAACACUCUGGCCAACCGCUUUCCUGCCGUGAACAGCCUGAUACAAAGGAUCAACCUUAGGAAGCGGCGUGACUCGCUCAUCCUUGGAGGUGUCAUUGGCAUCUGCACCAUCCUGUUGCUGCUGUAUGCAUUCCACUGAAAGCACGGCCCCAGGACUCUCUGCCCACCAUCUUCAUGGCCUGAUCUGGAGUGAGGAACCUAUGAAGGAGAAAGACCGGCCCGGCCAUGAGCCUGCCAGCGGAUGAAUUCUAAACUGCACCCGUGGCUCUGACCUGGUCAGACUGAGCUGAAGCCAGUUUUUCUGUGCUAUCUUUUCUAAUACACAUUACUCUGUUUUUAAUCUUAAAAACAACAAAAGGUUUCAGUUGCUUGUGUCUCCCUAGGAGGUAAGCAAGCAGAGGCAAGAACCAGGGCUUCAGUGACUGGUGAAGCCAGAUGACCAGCGGGCCUCACAGCUGGACUCCUCACAGCACCAGGCUCUCUACAUCCAAAGACGGCUUUGCUUUCAGCCACGAGAUUGGAUGUGAAUAAAAGUAAUUCUUGUCCUUUUAUUUAACACUUGUGAUGAGAUAUCAGCUGUCUAUUGCUGAUACUCUGUGAUCUAUAUUCUCUUCUGUGUCCCUAACUCUUGGCAGUCAAGAAAAAUUCCAUUUCCCACGGAAUCUGUAAGCUGUUGGUAGACCAGCUUCAUGUUUGAGGCGGUCUGAAAUGGAGAGCGCUGUAGAAAGGGUGUCUCUUUUCUGUUUCAGUUGUGAGCCCUGGGUCAACUGUACCGGCCGCCAACACAUCAGAAUGGCAGGCCUUGCAAAGGAGCUGGUCAUUGCUUUAUUAUUUCUUCCAUUGGGUUAAUAUUUGUUUGUACAUGAUAAAGUUGCAUUUUCACUGGCAGCCAGCCAGUGUCUGUCAUUGCCCCUAGCAGUCCCAUGACAUGUGAAGCUUAAUACUAGGAACUGAGGACGGGGACUUGGUUCUCAGUGAGGGGUGGCUCUCCAGGCCUUCCUGUCUUUCGGUGUUGUGCAGCCUACAGCAGGUUAGCCUGCAGCCUGAUGCCACAGUACUCUUGCCCUGUGCAGAUGGUCCCUCCCUUCUCUGUUAAGCUCCUUCCUACUCCCAGGCCACAGGGUGACCACUGACGGGGCCUGUGACUCCUACUUGCACCUCUCUGUUACUAUGUACAGUGACAGAAUUAUGAGUGCCUCUCAAAGUUAGCCACUUCUCAGCACCUGUAAACUGGUAACUUGUCUUACUGAACUAGCAGAUAGUGUAAAGACUCCAACAUCUGUGCUCACCAAGAGAGAAGGCUCCUGGUCCCCCUGGAAUGUCCUCUAGAACGUUGUCCACGGGCAGUGAGGAUAUUAGAGUGUAGCUCUUCACCAUUCUGCGGUGUGGGAUGGUGCCUCUGGGCCAUUGAUAUCUUACUGCUCAUGGAUAGACUGACACCCAGUCUGGGACUGACCGACAGGUCUGACAUUCUGCCAUUUGAAGUGUUAGUACAUUCUGGGCAUGAAAGGCGUUUGAUAUAUUUUUCUUAAUUAUGGGGUUUAUUUUUCUAAAUAUGGGUUAAUCAACUUGUUGACUGGGCAUGCCCUUAAAAGACAAUUAAAUUUCUCUCUGUGGACCUUAAAAGAAUCAGGGAAAUUUGUUUGUUAAAUUCUCUUUGAGAGAACAGGAUUUCUCUUCCCUGACACUUCAUUGUCUUUGAUUUUUUUCAAAGGGUCUUGAUUGGCAGUUGUGCCUCAGCUAGAUUUUAUGGGACAUAGGACUUUGUUUGUUUUAUAGUGGGCAUAUAUAAAAUCUGGAGUAUCAUAAAUAAAGUUAUUUAUUUAAAUAUACAGCUAGUCUUUUCUACUGGUUUGAAUACAUGUUUCAUUCACUAAAGUUGAUGAGUGAGUGUAGCUAGGACGUGGUCCUGCCCCACUGCUGGCAGCACAGCACAGCAGCUGGCAGCAGAUGGGCCGCCCCGGGAGGCCGUACUCAGAUGAACAAAUAGAAUUAUGUUGCUUCUUUUCUUUUUGAGAGUAAAUCAGUUCUUUCAAGGAACGCUAGUGUAGAUGCUGGGUCUGACCUUCCAUUGCAGUGCCCUAGAGGAAAGACUGUUCUCCCUUCCAGUUCUGCCCUGUACAGGACCCCGAGAUUGGCAAUUGGAACUUCAGUUUUAUGACAUUCAAUAUUCAAGUUUGUUUCUCCCAUUUUGGACUUACCCAGUUAUCAGGCUUAGGCUUUGGCAGUGAAGAAUUUCUUGUCAGAGCCUGAGGUAAGAGGGUUUUUUUAAUUUGUCAUCCCAAUGAACUGUACCUCCUGUAGCCAUGGUUUUUACAGAAUAUCUUUUUUUAAAAAACCAUUUUUAGUAACCAUUCAAAACUUCCCACUUCACUAAAAGAUAUGAAAAGUGGAAACAAACAGCAGAAAAUCCCAAGUGUGUCUGUCUGCCUGGCUUGAGAGCGUCUCACUGCUUAGCCCUGACUGGCCUUGAACUCCCUGCCUCAGCUUCCUGAGACCCUUGGACUGCUACCUGAUGUAUACCACCAACCCUGGCUCCAAACAGUACAUUUCUACAGUUUCUCACGUGGCCCAGUGACUUAGUGCGCAGUACAUUGUUACCGAGAUCCACAGCCGAUACCGGAGGAUCCGCUGCCUCCUACCCUGGUCACCUUUUAUUUUUCUCUUGAUACCAACAUUUACUUUUAUUGAGCAUAUCUUUUUGCUUCUUCCUGGUACUCAGAAGUGGGGACAGGUGAGGAAGAGCUGCUCUUGAGGAUGCUGAGCACGUCCCUGCUGGGUGUGGAUAUGUGAGUGAGAAGCAUGCUCGCUGCUCUGACACAAGCCCUGUGGAGUUGAGGUGCCUUGGCCUUCACCACGUUACUGUCCUGUCUUAUUGUUGAUGAUCUCAGCCUGAGGAGGUGGCUUUUAAGUACGGGUCUAGCCUUUCCAACUUCUAAUACUUUAUCUUCUGUCUUUAGGUAAGAAUUUUGGAAAUUCAUUGAGCUUUUGACCUUGUAAUAUUAAGUGGUUGAAAUACGUGGCUGUGCCCAAGUCAUUUGUGGCAGAUGUGACAGCAAACAAACCUACUCAAAUGACGGAUUGUACGCCGUUCCCAUUUUACAGUAGAGGGCAUUAAUUGGCCUGAUCUCCAAAAAGAUGUAACAUUUCCCACUGUGGUCCCAAACUCAUUCACUCCCGUGUGUGCCCACAAUGCGCCUUUCUCAGAGGGAAUUGGGGACGAGAAACAGGGUCUAAACACGAUAAUCUGGUGGGAAGCUGGGAAAGUUGAGCCAUGUCUUAAAGAAUUUUUUUUUCAAUCUGAUCUAAAAUUGUAGUACCAAAAUAUUUGUACCACACCCUAGUAGCUCUUAGUGAUGGGGGGAAAUCAGUUCUGAUCAUACUUUAUUCCAAUGGAAGAUGAUUGAUUCCUUGUGAAAAAUGCCAAUACAGAUUUUUUUUAAUCUAUUCUUUUCCAAAUGCACUUUCUAAUUUUUUGCUUUUAAAAUAGUGUCUUGGAACCAAUAUUAUUGUAUUUUUACUUAAUUUUUGUUCUCAUCUAAAUGUGCAUUUUCUGACUGUAUAGAAAAAACUUUGUUAUAUAAUUUAAUAAAUUAAAUAUCUAAAUA
This is a messenger RNA of Grammomys surdaster, 4296 nucleotides long. RefSeq names its product golgi SNAP receptor complex member 1 (gene Gosr1). Lineage: Eukaryota; Metazoa; Chordata; Mammalia; Rodentia; Muridae. The transcript is spliced from 9 exons. Gene Ontology annotation, biological process: vesicle fusion; endoplasmic reticulum to Golgi vesicle-mediated transport. The coding region runs from base 75 to 827 and encodes 250 amino acids. Gene Ontology annotation, cellular component: cis-Golgi network; SNARE complex; Golgi medial cisterna. The record is from RefSeq and is a predicted model, not a curated record. Gene Ontology annotation, molecular function: SNAP receptor activity.